CGAUGAUGGCCUCUAUCGAUGACUUGCUCCACGAUCCUGUACUGGAGGCCGAUCUGAAGCGGCAGCAGAAACAGAUCGUCUUCAACGACAAUUUCCGUCAUGCAUUAGCUGAGCGGCGUCGGUCCACUCGACCGUCCUCCGAAUCCUCAUUUCCUGACGUCGCGCCUGACUACGUCUCGGCCGAUAAAUUCGAGCAGGGUGGUGGUGCGCCGUGGAAGACCCCCGAUCCGAGCCUUCCUACAAUGCUGGCUUUACACUCGGAAUUGGUCGCCUUUGGUAAGUGGCUCGACGCGACACCUCAAGAGAAGGAGGAGCGCCGUAAGAUCGUUCUCGACGUGAGGGCCAUCACCAACGCACUGUGGCCAGAGGCUGUUGUAGUGGAGUUUGGCUCUAGCUGGACCGGUUUGAAUCUACCUGAUGGUGAUAUCGAUCUGGCGAUUCAGCGUUUGCCAGGACCGAACCAUGUUCGGGAGAAUCUAAAGUUACUCAUGAAUCAGUUCGCUAAGGCUCUUCAUGUGUCUAAAAUCGCCACUCAUAUUCACGUUAUCGACACCGCUCGAGUGCCAAUAGUGAAGUUCAUCGACCGUCGUAGCGGCUUUUCGGUGGACGUGGCUUUUGGGCUGCAAGGAGUUGUCACGAAGAGCGGAGAAUGGGUGGUAGCCAAUUGCCAGAAAAUGCCUCAACUGAAGCCUCUUUUGAUGUUCCUUAAACUGUUUCUGUCCAUACGAGGCUUGAGCGAGCCGUACAAAGGGGGCAUCGGCAGUUUCAUGCUGUUUACGAUGCUACUAUGUGGAUUACAUUUGAGCGAUGGUGCGAGAAGUCCUGAACAUUGGCGUAAGGCUUCACUCGGUCACCUCCUGUUCGAAUUCUUCCGUCUCUACUCCAACGAUAUGAACUAUAAGAAGCUCGGCUUACGUCCACCGAAUGGGUCUGCUAAACAGGCUAGCCUCUUCCCCCGAGAGAAUCCAUCAUGGGUUAUCAGCAUCGAAAGUCCCGAAGAUUCCUCUAUCGACCUCGGCCGUGGCACAUUCGACUACCCUCACGUUAUACAAGCCUUCGACAACGCUUACCUCACCAUAUGCUCGGGUGAGCGGAAUGGUCAGAGCCUGUUGCUGACGCACGAGCGAAGCUGGAUAGGCGAUUGA
Messenger RNA from Perkinsus marinus ATCC 50983, 1145 nucleotides. RefSeq names its product TRF4/5 nucletotidyl transferase, putative. Bases 3 to 1145 code for a protein of 380 amino acids. The transcript is spliced from 5 exons. Gene Ontology annotation, biological process: RNA 3'-end processing. NCBI's taxonomy places the organism in Eukaryota, Perkinsozoa, Perkinsida, Perkinsidae. Gene Ontology annotation, molecular function: poly(A) RNA polymerase activity; mRNA binding. Gene Ontology annotation, cellular component: nucleolus; TRAMP complex. The record is from RefSeq and is a predicted model, not a curated record.